CACUGGUGUAAUGACCUCACUCCAGUGGGCGUUCCCAAGGCAUUAUGGAUAGGCCAGACAAGGAGUGAAGGCGAAGGAGUUGCAGUAGAAAAAAAAAUGGCUGAGAGAUUCUCUCGUUUCAACGAGGACCGCAGUUACCAGGGGGGUAAUCACUUUGACCAGUAUGAGGAGGGCCAGCUGGAACUGGAGCAGGCCUCGCUGGAUAAGCCUAUCGAAUCGGAUAAUAUCGGGCACAGGCUGCUUCAGAAACAUGGCUGGAAGAUGGGACAAGGACUGGGCAGAGCCAUGCAGGUGUUAUGAUCCCGGCCACGUUGUGGUGAUGGUAAACUUAGUGGCCGAACCGACCCCGUGCCCAUCAUCCUCAAGCAAGAUGUCAUGGGAAUGGGACGUAUGGAGAUGGAGCUGGACUAUGCCGACGACGCCACGGAGAAACGCAGGGUGCUGGAGAUCGAGAAGGAGGACACUGAGGAGCUCCGGCAGAAGUACAAGGAUUACGCUGAAAAGCAGAAGGCGAUCGCCAAAGCGCUGGAGGAUCUGAGGGCCAAUUUCUACUGCGAGCUCUGUGACAAGCAGUACCAGAAGCACCAGGAGUUCGACAACCACAUCAACUCCUACGACCACGCGCACAAGCAGAGGCUGAAGGAGCUGAAGCAGAGGGAGUUUGCUCGCAACGUGUCGUCACGCUCGCGCAAGGACGGAAGGAAGCAGGAGAAGAUGCUGCGCCGGCUGCACGAGUUGGCAGAGCAGCGCAAGCAGCAAAACCAAACUCCUGGCAGUGGGCCAAUGUUUAAAGCUACUACUGUAGCUGUGGAUGGGGAAAACAGCGAGUCAGGGGUCCCUAAUCCUGAGUGCACAUCUGUUGCAGAUAGUGUGCCAGAAGGGCUGUUAGGGGAAGACAAGACGCUCUCCAAUCCUGGGCAGCUUACCAGAUCUGUGUCGCCCAAGCAGCCAUCGAUCAGCUUCACUCUGGGCAAGAAAAAUUCUUCCAUGACUCCGGCAGCGGUGCUACCUAAACUCAGCGUGUCCUUCUCCUUAGCCAAAAAGGCUCCGGUGAAGCUUGAGACUGCUGCUGCUGUGUUUGCCGACCAGGGGGAAGAGGAGGCCCUCGAAGAGGAGGGACAGGAGGAGGCCUCGGCCUCCAACAGGGAAAGCCCAAGCAAUGGACCUCCUGUAGAACAACAACAACAACAACAACAACAGCAGCAGCAGCAGCAGCAGCAAUCUGAUGAGGGCGGAUCUUUAGCCUCCACCCUCUCCAAGUUGAAGACGAUGAUGAUGAAGAAAGAGGAGGGUUUAUCUGGGCAGGAGCCCCAGUAUUACCACUACGUGCCGCCGGCUCACUGUCGAGUCAAGCCCCACUUUCAAUUCCUGCUUUUCAUGAAGGCCUCAGACCAAACUGGGAUUCAAAAGCAAGAAGAGGCUGUUGAGACGAAGCUUGAGGACAAACAACCCAAAGCUACUGCUGGUAAGUUAGAGAUCCAGAAAGACAAGCUUGAGACCCAGAAAGCCCCAGUAUCUGAGCCUCCAGCUGACCUGCCCAGUGUGAAGAUAGAGCAAGGCAUGGAGGACUCCCCUGAAAGCAGCACUAUACCCAAGGAAGUCCCUACUGACUGUCUUCAAGGAGCACCUGAAUCCUCCCAAGGGCCCCGGCUCUCUACUGGUGCCUUCUUCUCUGUCCUAAGCAAGGAUGACAGCACCGUAUUGCAGUGGCCAUCAGAAUUGCAAGAAUUCACUCGCACACAGCCUUCAAUAUCCUACAGCUGCAAUCCUCUCUACUUUGACUUCAAGCUGUCCCGCCGCAAAGGGGCCCAGAGUGGGAAACGAGCUGAAACAAUGAAGUCUAGUGCAGAGGACAGUGAUAUAUCCAAAGCAGUGACUAGCAAAAUGGAAAAGGCUGGGCCUAGUGCAGUCAAGAAAGAUACUUCCAUGAAGGAAGAACCAACUGAGGGCGAGAAGGAUGUGCAGAUGCAACAGAACAGUACUGCUUCCAUGAAGAAGAAGAAGAAAAAAAAGAAACAUAAGAAACCUGGAAAGAGUUCUAAGCAAAAUGAAGAGGGUAAGGAGGUUAUUGGAGAGGAAGCAGAAACUUCAUGUCAAAAAGAAAAGAAGAAGAAACAUAAAUGUAAGAAGAGUAAGACCAAAAAGUCAGGUGAGGAAGAAGAGAAAGGUGGGAAGGACGAGUCGUCUGCUGAGGUGCCGGUGGCUGGGGCAGUAGAGGGUACCGGGGCUAGGAAGCGGAAACGCCCCAUCAAAGAAGAGGCACAGAGGCCAGGGUCGGGUGAGGGGGCAGUAGGGAAAGGUCCUGGGAAAACCUCUUCAUCAGAUGAGCUCAAUGGCACCAAGAAGCAGAGGUCAGAUCCUGAUACGACAUCCCCACACACUACCAGCAUGAUUAGUGCGUCCUCUACCUCGGUGCUGAAGUUGCCAAGCAGUCGGGAAAGGCGUGACAGUCGCCACCUUAGCAGUGAGAGUGAAGAGGAGAGGCGCUCCUCCUCCUCCCAACGUUCUCGUCGACGCCGGUCCACCCCUCGACACCGCCGGCGCCAUAGCGAGGAAUCUGGACGCUCCCGGAGCCGCUCGUCUCGCCGAGGGGGGCGCCACAGCCGGUCCUCAUCCAGCAGUUCGGAUCAAUCCUCGGAUGGCGGCAGCCGCUAUAGUCGCCAUACCUAUUCGGACAGCUACAGCGACUACAGCAAUGAGGGUAGGGGGCACCCUAAGCACUCCUCUGACUCUGAUUAUGAACGGGGGGGCAGCAGUCGGCGCCGGUCAGACCGGCAUCGCUACUCCUCAUCCUCAUCGGCUGAUUCGAGCCGCUCACGGAGCCGUAGCCGUCGGCGCCGGCGGGCCCGGCACAGCAGCUCUCGGAGCUCCAGCAGUAGUAGCAGCAGGCGCUCCUGGAGGAAGAGCAGUUACAGUCGGAGCCACAGCUCCGCCAGCCGCUCCCCCUCCAGCAGGGGCUCUUCACGCCGACGCCGAGACAGCUCUCCUCUUCGGCGGGAAUUCAACCGCUCCCGCAUCUACCGCUCACAGUCGCCUCGCCAGUCCCGUUCAUCAGGGCACAAGGAUCUCUCCCGGAACAGUAUUCGUGGCACCUCCUCGACGCAGAGAGUAAGCGCUGCUGGGGGGUCCAGAGGUGGUAGUGGGGCUAACGCACUGAGGAAUUCCUUAACAGCUCGGCGACUCCUGGAGAAUGUGCAGUCCCGCAAGGGCUUGGGUGAUUCUGCAGCUGGAGCAAAAGCAGGCCUCAAGCUGAAAAAUCCCCCACAGGGAUAUUUUGGACCCAAGCUCCCUCCGUCUCUGGGGAGCAAGACAAUGCUCCCAUUGUUUGGCAAGCUGCCAGCUGGCAAGAAGCCCCCACAACCCUCUAUGCAGCACACAGGGGAGGUGGAGAAGAAUGUUACCAGUGAAAGUACAGAGGCCGGGGGAGACGUAGUCUUGGUGGAGCCUAUUAGAGAGUUUCCUCCACCACCUCCUGUCCCUGCGUCAGCACCACAGAAACUGGAGGAGACUGUAGAGAGUGCUGUAGCUGAGGAGGUCCAACAUCCUAAUACAGAGGAACAAGCAUCCACCAGUAUCCCAUUAUUUGAGCAGAAUUCUGGACUGUUAGUCCAGCCGUACCAGGGGGACCCAGUAGAGGAGGGAGCCACUUCCAUGCUGGAGCCACAACAUGCACCCCAACAUCAGCAAGCCCUCCAUCCCUAUCCGAGAUACCCGCCUGCCUGCCUAGAGGAAGAUAUGGGUUUGGAGGCUGAAGAUGGUGACUCGUUGGCGCCCUUGGAGAGCCAGCCCAUCACCUUCACUCCCGAGGAAAUGGAGAAGUACAGCAAGCUGCAGCAGGCAGCCCAACAGCACAUUCAGCAGCAACUGCUGGCCAAGCAGGUGAAAUCCUUCCCUUCUUCGGCAGUGGCCGUGGCUGCAGCGGCGGCGGCGGCCACCAACCUGGCCCCAGCAGCCCCUGCCGCUGCACUCCAGCCAAUUCACAUGCAGCAGCCUCCCGCUUCCGCCUCUGCUACCUCGAUAACCACGGUGCAGCAUACACUCCUGCAACACCACGCUGCUACGGCUGCUGCCAUUGGCAUUCAUCCGCAUGCCCCUCACCCACACCAGCUGGCUCAAGUACACCACAUCCCCCAGCAUCACCUCACGCCUAUCUCCUUGUCCCCACUUGGUCAUUCCCUGGGACACACACUGGGCCACUCUCUGGGCCAUGCCGGGCUCAUUCCCGCCCACCCCACUGCCUUUCUCUCGGGCCAACCCAUUCACAUUAUCCCGGCUUCAGCCUUGCACCACACCCCCUUGGCCCUUCAUCAUGUGCCCCAUGCUGCCCUUUACCCAACCCUCCUCACCCCCCGCCCUGCUACGGCAGCCGCUGCUGCCGCCUUGCAACUCCAUCCCCUCCUGCAUCCCAUCUUCUCGGGACAAGACCUUCAGCACCCUCCAGGUCACGGGUCUUGAACUGUGAGGUUCUUCACAAAAAUGGCUUUUGGCCGUCAGCCCUUGGGGGGGGGGGGGGGGAGGAGGGAGGGAGGUGCAUCCCUACAUCUCCCCUCAUUUGUUCGCUUUCACUUUGAUGUUUGGUCCAAAAAUUGAUCAGCCUGAAAAAGACGGCUGAAGUGACCCAAAGCAGUCGGGUUCCCGAUGAGGUCCUUGAGACUGAACCGGUUGUGUGGAAACACUGCAGCCCAUUGCUGUUGAGUUGAGGACUGAGCUCACCAGAACCCUUGGUCUCUCUUCCCAGAUGAAUAGGGAGUUGAAUGUGACAGAUGUCAGUGCAGUACUGUUUGUGUCGCCCUGCAGAAGAGCCAGAGGACACUUUUUGUGCUCUUAAAAGUUGCAAAAUUUGCCUAACACUGUUUCCUAGAAUCAGAGAGGAAGUGGUUGAAACCACCUAUGUGGUCUGUUAUGUAUUGCAUUGGGAAGGCAGUCUCCCUACCCAAAAGUUGUCCCUGACUUAAACACCUUUAGCUGUAUCCUUUUUCAAUAAUGAAAUGGUACAUCUGGAAAUAUUUUAUUAUUCCGAAAAGGUCCUUGUUAUUCCACCCUUCUGCCUUGGUUUCCUUUUACGCUAAAGCAAAGUGUUGUUGCAGUUCUGGGUAUGCAAAGGAGGAACUUUAAAAAUCUGUCCGAGGAUAUUUUGUACCAGGAACAUGUUGGAAACUCAAAUUGGCAUGAAGAACUGAAAGUGCAAAGUACUGUGAUGUAGUCGCAUUGCAGUUACAAAUGAGGGAACCCAUGGCCCAGAACAAAGUACUAACCAUGGUAGAGGGAAUAUAUAUGGUUUUGCUCAAAAAUGUAAAUUGGAUGUUGGGAACUGCAGUAGCAUCUGGGCAGUUAAUAACCAAGUUGAACUGACUUUCCGUAUGCCACUAAUCCUCAACUGUGAACAUGCACAAUGACACAGGAAAACAUUCGUGUCAGCAGCCACAUUAUAGUGAAUUGCACUGAAAUGUCCACAUUAACAUGCUGCUUCGAUAGCAUGUAACAAUAUGAUUGUAGUAUAUUGCAUUUUUUUAAAUGUUGUUUUUAAAUUAUUUGGAGAAUGACAUUUGAUUGAAAGAACG
This is a messenger RNA of Brienomyrus brachyistius, 5561 nucleotides long. Its product is annotated as G patch domain-containing protein 8-like. Lineage: Eukaryota; Metazoa; Chordata; Actinopteri; Osteoglossiformes; Mormyridae. Bases 376 to 4455 code for a protein of 1359 amino acids. Gene Ontology annotation, molecular function: nucleic acid binding. The transcript has 9 exons. Gene Ontology annotation, cellular component: nucleus. The record is from RefSeq and is a predicted model, not a curated record.